Funneliformis mosseae is the source of this 615-nucleotide messenger RNA. NCBI's taxonomy places the organism in Eukaryota, Fungi, Glomeromycota, Glomeromycetes, Glomerales, Glomeraceae. The record is from the annotation of a GenBank genome assembly.
AUGUCGAAAAGUUCAGCAUUAGUUUCAUUGCAAACCCUAAUAAGCAAAAUUUUGAAGAAUGAAACGAAAUCAAGAACACACAUUUUAUCAUUAAAAAUUUCAUUAAACGCCUUUAAUUUCAUUAAACCUCCAUUGAGUUUAAUCAUUAAACCUCAAUUUUUUCAACCAUUACUUGAUACACCAACUUCAUUAAAACUUAAAUCUUUAAAAUUGCAUGGUCCGCCAACAGACUUUGAAUUAUUGAUUAAAAAGGUUGGUUCUUACCUGGAGCAUUUAGAAUUAUUUAUUAUAGGCGCUUCUGGUGGAGUUUAUGAAAGUGUUAUAAUUAAUUGCGAUCAAAUUAAAUUCCUUUGCUUGGCUAAUCUAUAUCAUGAUGACAAUUCUCAAUUAUACGGAAUGAUUACUCGUUCAGUAUUGAAGAGCUUGAGCUCUUUUCUGGUCGAUUAUAAACAUGACGGUUUGAACAAAUUUUUAUUUAGGAAUAGAAAGAAUGAAGGCAUUGAUAUUACCUUUAACAUUUUAAAAAAUUUUUUUGUUAAAGAAAUGCCGUCUUUUGUAAAAAUGCAAAGAUAUCAUGAUUUGGUUGUAAGAAUUUCUGAUAUUAAUUAUGACUAG